Salarias fasciatus (jewelled blenny) is the source of this 883-nucleotide messenger RNA. RefSeq names its product RNA polymerase II subunit G (gene polr2g). The coding region runs from base 103 to 621 and encodes 172 amino acids. Gene Ontology annotation, cellular component: RNA polymerase II, core complex; P-body. Gene Ontology annotation, biological process: nuclear-transcribed mRNA catabolic process; positive regulation of translational initiation; DNA-templated transcription. The record is from RefSeq and is a predicted model, not a curated record. The transcript is spliced from 8 exons. Gene Ontology annotation, molecular function: translation initiation factor binding; single-stranded DNA binding; single-stranded RNA binding. NCBI's taxonomy places the organism in Eukaryota, Metazoa, Chordata, Actinopteri, Blenniiformes, Blenniidae.
ACCCGGAAGACAAGAGUUUUCAUUCAAUGCGCGAAAACCUUUCGGAUAAAAUAUCAUAACAAUAACAUUAAAUAUCAACGAGCCGCGCAGUUACAGGAGAAGAUGUUUUACCACAUUUCACUGGAACAUGAAAUUCUACUACAUCCAAGGUAUUUUGGUCCUAACCUCCUGAACACCGUGAAACAGAAGCUGUUCACAGAAGUGGAGGGUACAUGUACUGGAAAGUAUGGAUUCGUCAUUGCUGUAACCACCAUCGACAACAUUGGGGCAGGUGUGAUUCAGCCUGGCAGAGGUUUCGUCCUCUAUCCUGUGAAGUACAAGGCCAUUGUGUUUCGCCCAUUCAAAGGUGAAGUGGUUGAUGCUGUGGUCACUCAGGUCAACAAGGUUGGAUUAUUCACAGAAAUCGGUCCCAUGUCUUGCUUCAUCUCCCGCCAUUCAAUCCCCUCGGAAAUGGAAUUUGAUCCCAAUUCCAAUCCACCCUGUUACAAGACAGUUGAUGAGGACAUCGUGAUACAGCAAGAUGAUGAAAUCCGGCUGAAAAUUGUUGGAACACGUGUCGACAAGAAUGACAUUUUCGCUAUUGGCUCGCUCAUGGAUGAUUAUCUGGGUCUUGUGAGCUGAUUCGCCUCAGUGAAGCACAUUUCAUAUGGGACAUUUACACUUUUUGCCCAAUUACACUUUUACUAUGAAUUUUGUUUUCUUUGUUGACCUGGUGAUUAUUUUAAUUUUCUGUACAGCCUCAUUUGUUAGUUUCAGUUAAAAUUGUCAGAGAUGCAAGCUGGAGCACAGUUCAGUAGCAGUUCAUAGAAUUGAGGUUUAAUGUAGAAUCCAUUAUUUACAUGAUGCUUAUGUAUACAAACUUUAAUAAAGUGUUUAAUUUGUU